Molecule: messenger RNA, 2683 nt
Organism: Centrocercus urophasianus (Greater sage-grouse)
Lineage: Eukaryota; Metazoa; Chordata; Aves; Galliformes; Phasianidae
Gene: CENPL
Product: centromere protein L
Exons: 4
Source: RefSeq, a predicted model, not a curated record
AUGGCGGGCGGGCCGGCGGCGGGCUCCGCUAUAGAGAUGGAGGGCGCGAUGCGGACGCUGCCCAGCAGCGGGCGGCCAUCCGGCACCGGGCGGCUGUCCCGAGGUCCGCUGUUCGGGCGGAACUACGGGCUGAGCCCCGGCAGCCGCCUGCUGCCGCCGCGCUGUCAGGAGAACGCGGAUCCGCAGAAGACGGCGUUCCUCCUGCGGAAGCAGUGGACCCUGUACAGUGUCAGCCCUCUGUACAAGUUUUCCAAAGCCGACUUGAAGGACUACGCCCGCAUGUUGGGUGUUUUCAUCGCCGCCGAGAAGCAGAAGGGGCUGGCAGUGGAUACGGACGGAGAGCUGGGGGUCAAGGUGGCCAUGUCCGGUCUGCCCGAGCUGAGGGGCAGCGAGCAGGACCCCCCCCGCUUGAUUCUAUGAUUCUUUUCCCCUUUCCAGCUUUCCUUGAGAUCAUCACUUUCCCCAAAAAACUCAGAAGAGAAGCUGAUAUGGUCAGGAUGGUUCUGCUGUGUGGCUGGAGAUGAUCUUUUAGAGGAUUUGCCUGAGAACUUCACUUGUUUACCUUUGUUCCUUGUUAAUGGGGCAGAAAGUUACACAGCCAUUGUUGGAAGUUGGUUUCAGGAGACUUUUGACUGCUGUUUCCGUCGUUUAGCCAUCAGCCCUCUCAAUCUCACUUGGAUGGCAGCUAUGUGGACUGGAUGCGAAGUGGACAAAAACACAGCUGCCAUGGAACUCCUUUUCUCUGUUCCUCACCUGCCUCAGCCUCUGGAUAUUUUAUAUGCCAUUCACCCUGAGGAUGCAAAAGCUCUGUGGGACACAGUCCAAAAAACUCCAGGAGAGAUCACUCAGGAAGAGGUGGAUGUCUUUAUGGAAUGCCUUUAUUCCCACUUCCACAGACACUUUAAGAUCCACUUGUCAGCUACAAAACUGGUGAAAGUUUCUACGGGAAUUGCCUCAGCACACUGUGAUGGGAUCAUAAAAUUUCUACAAAGCCAAUACCUGAUUGGAGUGCUGAUGCUACUGACAGAAUUAGCAAUCUCUCAGAUACAGUGAGACUCAACUCCGCAUAUCUUUGUGCAUACAGAGGCUUACCAAUGGAAGCUGAUAAGCCUACUGAAAAUUCAUUCUUGCAGCAUUUUUUCUUCUGAUCUGUAACUCCUGUGUGCAACUACUGCAUUUAAAUCCAUAGCCACAAUUCAGUAUGCAGAAAAGGCAUUUAACCCUACAGUAGCUUGUUAAGUAUCUGUCUGUUAUAGUCACUCUAUCCAUUUGUCUGUAUUUAUCUGCUGGAGGCUAGGAAACAAAACUGCAAGUUCUUGGAUGCGACUUACUGACAAGUUUUUCCAUUAUUGCUGCUGUCAGCAAUUUUGGUUUUCACUUAACUGAUAGCACCAGCUGUACAGUUAUACUGUGGUACACUUGGGCUGCAGGCUAAAUGUCAACGACUCCACUGUCAAGCAUGCCUGAAAAACUGAUACGUGUUUUAAGCUUCUAACUUCAUUGUUAGCUAAUUAAGACUGGCUAGUAAGGGUCGUAAAAUGUUCAUCUACUCCCUAGCUGAGCAAGGUGAAAAGCAUGACAGUUCCCUUGUUUCCAGCUCUGGUCUCACAAAGUUAAUGCGUGAGAAAUUGAAAUCAGCAUGAACUAGAGAUUUAAUGUGCUUUGCCUGGUAGUUUAUUGCCUUGGAUGUAAUUCUGUAGGCCAGAGUUCUGAGUUGGAGUUCUUGGUGCUGGAACUUUAUAUUUGAUCUCAUUCUAUACCAGGUAACAGUUCAGAGCUAGUGCACAGAGGCCGACUACAAACUAUGUGAGCCAAAAGGAAGUAGAAGUGCUAUGACUUGUAUAACAGUACCUCAUAAAUAUUUUUUUAGCUUUUUUCCCUAAUUGACUAGAGACAAACAGCAUGUCUGACUCAAUGUAUACUUGUAUUUUAUUUUAAUUUUUUUUACCUGACUAAACUGUUAAGCUUUGCUGCUCACAGUAUUAUUGAAUGUGUAAAGCAUAAUUUCCUGUGAAAUUCACUUGUAAUAACUUUAGGCUUCAAGAACUUUGUACAAGUAAUCAGUUAAAUAUGUUGUAACCUACCUGUAAGCAGGAAGGCAAGGUGUGAGUUGACCAAACCACAAGGUUAGAACACAUCAACUCCCCCUUAAAGGAGCUGGCUUGUUCCUUCUUCACCCCAGCAAGGCUGAGAUGAACCAGCUGUGUACACAUGAAUAACAUGACACCAUCACAUGCCUAGCUCCUUAUCUGUUACUGAAACUAGCCUCCUAGUACAGUUAGAAAAAGAACCAUGUACUUGCUUUCAGUUUGUAUUAAGCAGAGUUAGUUUUGCCUUGUGAAGGCUGUAUUUGUUGAAUUGAGGAUGCUUACUGAGUUAAGCACAGCCACAGGUCGUGACAGCCCGGCAACUAUUAGUUCUGUUGUUUUAGUUUCCUUUCAAAGACAUCAAAGUUUGCUGUGUUGACUGAGAGGAAUGCUUGGUAAGCAGACCUGUAUUUGAUUUUAAGUUAACUCAUUAGUAAUUUUCAAGAUCUAAUGUUCUGAUCUGACAGUUUGCAUAAGUAAUUUCUAAAUUCAAUGUAGCUUUGAGAACCUAAAAGCAUAUGAACCUUGUGGGAAUGCUCCAGCAGCAUGCUUUGCUUUUAAGAUUAGUACUUAGCUGAAGCCAGUGCUCUACUAAU